Messenger RNA from Oncorhynchus nerka (sockeye salmon), 4015 nucleotides. RefSeq names its product P2Y purinoceptor 14-like. Lineage: Eukaryota; Metazoa; Chordata; Actinopteri; Salmoniformes; Salmonidae. Gene Ontology annotation, cellular component: membrane. The coding region runs from base 79 to 1158 and encodes 359 amino acids. Gene Ontology annotation, biological process: G protein-coupled receptor signaling pathway. The record is from RefSeq and is a predicted model, not a curated record. The transcript has 2 exons. Gene Ontology annotation, molecular function: oxysterol binding; G protein-coupled receptor activity.
AAAGCACUGCUCAUGCACAGGAACUCAUUCAUUUCAGUCUGAGACUGAGUGGAGCGGAGGGCAGAGCAGCUACCCAUCAUGUGUCGUCCGUGUGAUUCAGCUUGUGUCUCGGCCUUUGGGACUAGAUCGAAUACCACCGUUAGUGGGACGAUGAUGGAACUAGGAGUUAACACCAGUGGGGUUGAUGUAAACGGCAACUGUGAGAUCCAUGACGGCAUCCUGUCUCCUGCCUUACCCAUUCUCUACUCAAUAAUCUGCUUCUUCGGCCUGGUCAGCAACACCAUGACCAUUUUUGUGUUCUUCCUGAAGAAGCACUCCGACUCAUCUAUGGCUGUGUACCUGAGACACCUGGCCAUAGCGGACUUCCUGUUGGUGCUGUGUCUGCCUAUGCGGGUCUAUUACCACAACAGCCAGGGCCCCUUCUACAUCUGCAAGGUGCUGGGCAUCUUCUUCUACGUCAACAUGUAUGCCAGCAUCCUGUUCCUCAUCCUGAUCAGUCUGGAUCGCUACCUGAAGAUCAUCAAGCCUGUGUGGGUCCUGAGAAUCCACAGGGUGCGGUGGAGCCACCGGGCGUCCUUCUCGGUGUGGGCAAGCCUGAUCCUGGGCAUGUCUCUGUUCUUCCUCAGGAAUGACAGGCAGCAACCCUGUGACAAGAUCUGCUUCCACUUCCACCAUAAAGGUCUUCUGGGGGGCCUGGCCAACCUCACCAUGGUGGCCUUCUUCUGUGCCACUUUCAUCCUCUUCCUCUGCUUCUACGCCAGCAUAAUCACCAAGGUGAGGACCAUGUCCUUAGGGAACCUGGACCCCAAGGCCCAGCGGAAGAAGAGCAGGGUGGUCCGGAAGACUUUUGUGGUGCCGGUGAUCUUCACACUGUGCUUCCUGCCAUACCACCUGGUGCGAGUGCCCUACGUGCUGGCCCAAAUGGAUCUGAUUCAGGCCCUGGAGAGUAAGCAGAUUCUUCACAUCCUCAAUGAGCUCACUCUGCUCCUGUCUUCCCUCAACAGCUGUCUGGACCCCAUAAUCUACUACUUCCUGUCUUGCACCUAUAGGAGGACUAUCCUCUGUGCCCUGCAGGGGCAGUUCAAGACCAUGUGUGCUGUUAACAGUAGACGCAACAGUAGACGCAUCAGUAUUAAUCAAUCUUUUACAGAGAUAUAGAGCCAUCUAAGGCAGGGAGUUUUUAACAUUUUGCACAAUGGGGUUAAACAUCUAUUUAGAUUAGUAACUGAGAAAUUAUGUAUAAUGUACAAUACAUGUUAAUCCUGUUGAUACUAUUGACUCUAUAAAAUAAAGUAUAGAAGGGUAUUAUUGAAUGUACAUUAUGAAAGAUUAAUAUAUAUAUAUGAACUCUUGUUAUCAAGUUCUUACUGGCCUUUGUAGAUAUAAUUGUUGGUCCAGUAAGAAUGGUGUUUGUAUAAGUAUCUGUACAGUCUGUUAUUUGAGUAUAUAACUCACACUUAUGGUGACCUUGGUUAAUGGUUGUCAUGGUUAAAAGGGCAUUAUAAACCAGGUGGUUCGAGCCCUGACUGGUGAUGCUGAUUGGCUGAAAGCCGUGGUAUGCCACGGAUAUGUCCCCAAAAAAGGUUUAUUGUCACAACCUCUGUCUGAAAACGUAUGAAUUUGAUGAAGUACUAACAAAAGCUGUAAUGGCCAUGUUGUCAGUCUUGUACACUUUUUAAAAUAUGUUUUUCUGCCAUGAGAUCAGUAAAUGUAUAUUUCCACACAAUAGAGAGCCUUGAAGUUUAUUUAUGUGGAUAUUUGCCUUUUACAGUUGAAAAAGUUAAGUACUGAUUAAGUUCACCAAAGUUAAUUUCAUUUGAUGUUCAUGAGGGAUUGUCUCAUAACACUGAGACUUUUAUUUUCUUGCUUUCAAGACAUUUGUAUUAAAUGUAUAUUAAAUGAUAAUAGAGUACUGAUCAAUUUAAGUAAGCAUGUGAGUAGUAUGUAUAGAAGAGGCAGUAUAUUAUCAAACUUUUAAGUAGUCUGAUCCAAUCACUGUCAGGAUUCACUCAGUUAUUCAGUAAUUUAUCAAAUAAAUGAUGGGUUGAAUUAUUUCGUUUUAUCACCUACUGCACAAAAACAGGCUGGGCUUCGACUAACAGCAUAGAUUGAUCACAGAGAAGCAGAGGAAAGAGUGAAAUACCUGUUGUUCAAAGCCAGAAGCUCACUUUGAUGAUAUCACUGUCACUGGUGGAUGAUCAGCAGCCUUUCAUUAAAGAGAACAAAGCCAUUUCCAGUCUUUAUCUUGGAUAAAUACUGUUUGGUGCGUAUUUAGGCUUAUUGCAUUUGGAUGAGUUGACCUUGCCGUACAAUACCUGAAGUAACAAUGUCCAUAGCUGACAAACAUAUUUUUUUGUCGUUCGUAUAAUAGCUUGUAAAUGAUCCUUUGUCUGACAUUUCAAACCGAUUCUUAUCCUUUUUAAUCAAGGCAGUGCACAGACCUUUCAGGGUGCAGGUGCUCAAAAUAAAAACACUUUCAUAAUUCAUAUCUUGAUAUUCCUAAAAUAUCAACUGCCUCUGUAGCGAUGUAUUUUUAUUUUGAAGAAAAGGGCUAUUUAUUUGUACAAUACACUCAUUACAAAUUGUAAGCCUCCUAAAGACAUGAUUGACAGGGGAAAGAGGGUGGGCUUUCAGAUUGUCAUUGUUGAUAAUUGAUGUUAACCUGCUAGUUAGCUAGCUUGAUUUUUUAUUUUUUUUGUACUGAUUGUGAUUUAUCCUCGAUGUUCUUAAAUUCUUAAAUAAUAAUUUUAUAAUGUAACAUUCAUAAUCUUCUAAAUCAUGAUAUAUGACUGGCUGGCAAGUGGCUUGUAUUAGACUGCCUGUGUUGCUGCUGCCCUGACAUAUGAUGCAACUCCCGACUGAAGAAGGCAUGGAGUUGAGUCAGAGGGUCGUUGAUGAAGACGCACCUCUGUCUUUCUGCCUCUCUCUGCUGCGUUUAUUAGCCAACCAGACCAGGUAUUGAUGAUGCUAUUUAAUCUAGUGUUAUCAAGUGUUAAUAAAAUAUUAUGCUGAUGUGGCAGUACUGCUGAUAUUUAAACUAGGUAGUUGGCUAGUUGCAAAGGGUCGGAAACUUUCCGGUAAAUUUUCCGAAAAUGUUUCAUGGAAAGUUUGCUUAAUAAAUUCAUCAAAAAAGUUAGCUUAUAACAGUGAACCUUUUUUUUGUGGGAUACACAUAAGGCAAUUCUAGGUCUUGUGGCAUAUUUUGGUUAAACUAUCCGCAAUUCAAUGGAAUUGCAACCCUCUGCAUGCACAGUGCAUUCUUCCAUCACAUGUGCAGCUGAUUCUCAAGAGCUUGCACACUAAUGAGAUGCUGUUGAGCCCACACUACUACACUGUCUGAGCCAAGGACUACAUUCUUUCUGGUAGGUUUUGAUGACAAUACUGGGUGGGGUGGAUAUAUGACAAUUUUUUUGUUAACUAGUAAAUAGCAGCCUACAGCAAAGUGUGUAUAAAUAAUUUAGAACUUGUUAACCAUUUCUGCUAGUUAGUUUAUGCUACCAUGUGGGUUUUAGCUUGCUUGAGCCUGCUAACUGAGGAGUGUUAAUUCACCUGUUUCCAUACAUGUUUCAUUUAAAAAUAUACAUCUUACAAAGGAGUUGUUUAAUCUAACUGCUUAACUAUUUAUCUGUACAUGGAAUUGUAUUUGUUUUUUCUCCCAAAAAAUUAUAACGUUUACAGGAAAAUGCCACGGGUGUUACGCCCUGUCCUUAGAUAUCUCUGUUUUUCUAUAUAUUUUGUUUAGGUCAGGGUGUGACUUAGGGUGGGUACUUUAGUUUUUGUAUGUCUAGGGGUUUUUGUAUGUCUAUGUUGGCCUGAUAUGGUUCCCAAUCAGAGAGAGAUGUUUAUCGUUGUCUCUGAUUGGGGAUCAUAUUUAGGUAGCCAUUUUCCUAAUUUGUGUUGUGGGAUCUUGUCUAUGUAUAGUUGCCUUAGUGCACAUCAGUAGCGUCACGUUUCGUUUGGUUGUUUGUUGUUUUGUUCAGUGAGUUUCGAUUUAUUAAAAUUAUGUGGAACUCUA